Molecule: messenger RNA, 1956 nt
Organism: Blumeria graminis f. sp. triticale
Lineage: Eukaryota; Fungi; Ascomycota; Leotiomycetes; Helotiales; Erysiphaceae
Source: the annotation of a GenBank genome assembly
AUGGUAGGAUUUUUUUUUUGUUCAAAGUCUAUAACUUGCUGGCUAGUCCUACUACAAGUUUUCUCCGCUAUUGCAAAGAAUAUCCCUCCUCAAUAUAAUGUAGAGGAAAAACGAUACUCACACAAGAUAAAAAGAGCACUGCCUGACUCACCCUCGAAGGAUUAUGCUCCAGCUGUUGUUGACUGUCCAGAAAAUCGUCCAACCAUUCGAAAUGCAGAAGGUAUUUCACCAGAUGAAGCAGCAUGGCUGGAGCUCCGACGUAAGCAAAUAUUUGACCCUAUGGUAUCAUGGCUAUCCAGAAUGGGAAUACCUGAUUUCGAUGCCCCUGCCUAUAUGAAUAGAAUCAAAGACGACCCUAAAGCCCUGCCAAACAUUGGUAUCGCCGCUUCAGGAGGAGGUUACAGAGCUUUAAUGAAUGGAGGUGGCUUCCUUGCGGCUGCUGAUAUUCGUACAAUUAAUUCUACGGAGACAGGUCAUAUUGGUGGUCUCCUACAAGCCUCAACAUAUUUAGCAGGGCUUUCUGGGGGUAGCUGGCUCGUGGGAUCGAUGUACAUCAAUAACUUUUCUUCCGUCCAAGAGCUUCGCGACGGCAAUCCAGAUACCAGCAUAUGGAAGUUUGGGAACUCAAUUCUUGAAGGUCCAGAGACUCAAACAAUCCAGAUUCUAACUACAGCCGAAUAUUUCCGUACUAUCCUAUCAGAUGUAAGGGCCAAAGACCGCGCUGGAUUUAACACUAGCAUAACUGAUUACUGGGGUCGUGCUUUAUCACAUCAGCUAGUCAAUGCUGAUGAUGGAGGUCCUUCCUAUACAUUUUCAUCCAUUGCUCAGCAGGAAAGUUUCAAAAAUGCUUCUACACCUUUUCCCUUAAUUAUCGCCAACAACAGGAGGCCGGGCGUGAAAACCAUCUCAACGAAUAGCACUAUUGUGGAGUUUAAUCCCUACGAAUUAGGUAGUUGGGAUGCCUCCACGAAUGGGUUUGCUCCCAUGAGGUAUCUUGGAUCAAAUUUUUCUAAUGGAGUUGUCCCUCCAGGCGGAAAAUGCGUACGAGGUUUUGACCAAGCCGGCUUUGUAAUGGGAACAUCAUCGACAUUGUUUAACCAAAUCUUACUCGCCAUAAAUGAAACAAGAGCCCCCAACAUUAUUCAUGAUGCCGUUUUAAGCCUUGGCGCCAAAAACAAUGAUAUUGCUCAAUAUCAACCCAAUCCAUUCUUCGGCUAUAAUGCGGCAUUGAACCCAACUGCUAAAUCGAUGGAAUUUUCACUUGUAGAUGGGGGAGAAGAUGGCCAGAAUAUACCUCUAUAUCCUCUGAUUCAACCCCAGCGGAACGUUGAUGUCAUAUUCGCCGUUGACUCUAGUGCUGAUACAGAAUUUAAUUGGCCUAACGGUACAUCUCUAGUGGCAACCUAUGAACGCUCAAUGGACAAAAGUAUCCAGAGCAAUAUUGCCUUCCCAUCCAUCCCCGAUCAAAACACGUUUAUCAACUUGGGACUUAAUAGUGCUCCAACAUUCUUUGGUUGUGACGCUUCUAACUCUACUAGCCCGACUCCGCUGGUUGUUUACAUUCCAAAUUCGCCUUAUUCUAUUCAGAGUAACUCGAGCACGUUCAAUUUAUCUUAUACUGAUACCCAACGUAACCUGAUUAUUCGUAAUGGCUAUAAUGUUGCCACACUUGGAAAUGGGACCUCACACGGGAACGUUACUGCUGAUACUCAUUGGCCCACCUGCGUCGCAUGCGCAGUUCUCAACCGAUCAUUUGGCAAAACAAAAACGCCAGCUCCAGAAGCUUGUAAGAAAUGCUACGAGCGAUAUUGUUGGAAUGGAACUUUAGCAUCUCAUAUGCCAACUAUGGUUUAUCAACCAGUGAGUAAAGUUGGACACUCAUCUAGCACUUUCACGUUUCAGGUUAACUUUUACCUAUGGUUACUCGCUUUUGUCGCUGCUAUAUGGACAAUUUGA